AUGACGAUGCCCAACAAUGCAGAUGGAUCAGACAGAGGCACGUCAAUGCCGCCAUCGCUACCACCUCUCGCAAGUGAAGAGCUUCUUGCGGUUUUCCUGAGGACCACCAGCGAAUUCAGUGCCAGCAUAAAAGCUAUCAGCAAGCGCUUUGAAAAGGACAGCCAGACAACAAAGGAAAUGCUCACCGAGCUAUUCAAGCACAACAGUCAAGCUGUUUCCGUCACUCCAAGCGACUUCGAUAAAUCCCUCGAGAGACACGCCGCGUUGGCUCGAGAUGCAGCCAGGAUGCCUGAUGCAGACAGUGCCCGCGCACCCUAUUUUGCAGAAAGUCAUGAUCGGAUGAUGCUUCCUAUGCAAAGGAGAGUGUGA
This is a messenger RNA of Serendipita indica DSM 11827, 369 nucleotides long. The record is from the annotation of a GenBank genome assembly. NCBI's taxonomy places the organism in Eukaryota, Fungi, Basidiomycota, Agaricomycetes, Sebacinales, Serendipitaceae.